AUGGCAUCUAGCACUUUUUUCCGCCUCGCUGCGCGAUCGGUUCGCCCGGCCAGCGUCGCUCGAGGUGUUUCAUACGUUCGUCCCAGCCUUCCGACCCGCGUCGCUUCGCCCUCUGCUUUCGUCGCUGCCAACAACUUCAGCAUUUCCUCGAAGCUUCGCAGCGGUCACGAGGAGGAGACCUUUGAGGAAUUUUCUGCCAGAUAUGAGAAGGAAUUCGAUGCCGUGCAAGAUGUUUUCGAGCUCCAGCGCAACCUGAAUAACGCCUUCGCUUACGAUCUUGUUCCCUCCGUCGAGGUUGUCUCGGCCGCUCUCCGUGCUGCUCGCCGAGUAAACGACUUUCCUACUGCCGUCCGAAUUUUCGAAGGUGUCCGUGCCAAGGUCGAGAAUGAGGGCCAGUACAAGCAAUACCUCGAGCAACUCGAAAACCUGCGAACCGAGCUCGGUAUCUCUCUUCGCGAGGAACUCUACCCCAAGAACGAGUAA
Molecule: messenger RNA, 483 nt
Organism: Talaromyces proteolyticus
Lineage: Eukaryota; Fungi; Ascomycota; Eurotiomycetes; Eurotiales; Trichocomaceae
Product: putative cytochrome c oxidase subunit VA
Exons: 4
Coding region: 1-483 (160 amino acids)
Biological process (GO): mitochondrial electron transport, cytochrome c to oxygen
Cellular component (GO): mitochondrial inner membrane
Source: RefSeq, a predicted model, not a curated record